This is a messenger RNA of Microbotryum saponariae, 4019 nucleotides long. Lineage: Eukaryota; Fungi; Basidiomycota; Microbotryomycetes; Microbotryales; Microbotryaceae. The record is from the annotation of a GenBank genome assembly.
AUGAUCAAGCACACCAUCACCAGCUGGAACGUGAGGAGGUGCAUGGGGAUCCCGGAAAAGCGACGCAACAUUUACACCUAUUUAUCAACAUUCAAAGCAUCCGCCAUUCUACUACAAGAACACUUCAUCAAACCGGAACUCUGGCAAUGUAUCAAGGACGAGUACGAGGGCAAGGUCUUCAUCAGCAAACACUGUCUGACUCUGAUCCCCGCCGACUCGCCCCUGAUCGACGCCGAGAUUUUGCGCACCCACUCGGCACUCGACGGACGAAUCCUGGUCACCUCCUUUCGACUUCGAGGCGACAUCCGGAUACUCGAGAUCAACAACAUUUACGCACCAGUCGAUACAAAACAACGACUCACAUUCUUUGACAAACUACAUUUCCACAGGACGCAGAGCACCCACCUUCGACUCCUCGGCGGCGAUCUCAACGACUGCCCGCUGCCGGCGAUCGAUCGGCGGAACCAAGGUCGGCACGGCCAUCACUGGCCGAUCCUGAUCGGCAAGCUCGACUCGCCCUACACCGACUGCAUACGAUUCAAACACCCGCUCACACCAUCUUUCACUCGACCCAACAUCGUCCGCAAGCGACCAAAGUCCUUUUCACGACUUGACUACUUCCUUCUGCAGCGCACCCACCAAAGCGACUCGUCCAAGCCUCGACGAUCUACGACCACCCAAGGACCUUUCGGAUCACCGACCGGUCUCGAUCGUCCUAGUUCUCUCGGAUGAGCGAGGAGACGCGGCUCAACCCAACAAUAGUUUACCAACGACAUCAAACCAAUUACAUCGUAUCAACGCGGCGACCUUCAAGACGGCGGAGUUCCAGGGGAUGUUGGAAGGAUGGUUGGAAGGAGCGAGUGGGGAGGAACCGGUGGGGGAGCUCGAGGUGGUGCUGGGGAACUGCGCGAAGGAGGGUCGGGAGCUGGCGAGGAGGGAGCAUCGGGAGCGGGUGGAGCGGAUGGCGGUCUUGGUGGGAAGGGUGCAGGAUCUGGAGGCGUUGCCGGUGAUGGGGGACGAGGAGACGGCCGAAUGGACGCGGACGACGGAGGAACUUAGGCGAGCGGUCAACGAGCGCGCGCGCCAACUUCGGAUCCGAGCCCACGUACCCGAAAUCGCUACCGAGGAACGACUGUCGCGGCCGGUCCACGCCAAGCUCGCGGCACGGAGUUCGGAUUCCAAGAUCACAGCACUGCGAUUGCCCAACGGAGAGCUGACACAUGACAUUGACGUCGCGCUUGACCACACACAGGCGCACUUUCAGCGCCUCUACGAUCUCGAGCCGCGCGAUCGGGACCACGUCGAGCGACUUAGGGACGAUUUCUUGGCGCCGAUCAGGUCGGCGCGCACUUGCGAUGACCCGAGCUCGGACCCGCUCUUUCUGCGACGACUCUCGGAAGCGCACAUCGAGCUGCUGCAGCAACCCAUCACCGAGGACGAGGUCGUAGCCGCAAUCGCAACAACACACCCCGGUCGAUCGCCGGGUCCAUCUGGCGUGCCCUACGAGCUCUAUCACACAGCGCCGCGGGCGUGGGCCAAGGCGCUGAGCAGGGCCUUCAACGCGAUGACCGAGCGCGGCUCGCUUUCACCGAAGCAGGGGCAAGGACUCGCUCGCCUGCUCUUCAAGCACCACAAGAUCGGGGGCCGAUCGCGCCGAGCUCUCGUCGUACCGGCCCAUCACCUUGCGCGAGUGCGACUACAAGCUCUUCACCAAGGUCUACGUUGCGCGACUCAACCACGUGCUGCCGGACCUGCUCCCACCGCAACAGCACGGCUUCGUCAAGGGCCGCCGAUCGGCGGACGCGUCAUUCCACCUGCGACUCUUGAUCGAGGAGCUGGGCGCGCGCGGCACCGAGUUCCCUGACGCGGCGCUCUUGUCUCUUGACCAAUCGUCGGCUUACGACCUCGUCGAGCACGAAUGGAUCUUCGCCAUCUUCGACGCUCUCGGCGCUCCUGCCGCCUUCCAACGCGUUCUGAGGAUGCUCUACUCGGGUGACUCAACCACGGCGCGAUAUAUCAUCAACGGCUUCUUGACUCCGCCGGUGCGGCUGACGUGUGGGCUCGGCCAAGGGGACCCGGCGUCGUCGUCGGUCUGGGAUGUCGUGUUCCAGCCGUUCCUGGAUGCUCUGCACCGUCGAGGCAUCGCGCUGAACCUCUCGCUUCCUACCAUUCACCCCUACCCACAGAGCCGCGCCAUUACAUCCCUUGCGUUUGCCGAUGACGUCGUCGUCGCUGUCGCGGGCUCGGAGUCACUCAACUUGCUCGACGACCUGGCGCUCGACUGGAGGCUCGCAACCAAUGGCCGGCUCAACACCGACAAGACCGUCGUACUACCCAUCGGGUGUCGCUGGGAGGCUGGCGAUCGUCCGCUCGUCGUCAAGGCCGAGGGCGAGUCGCUCGAGUGGAUCGGCCUAUCUUUCGACCCCACCGGCAACACCGAACUCGCCAACGUGAAUCUCGUCGCACGGCUCGAAGCGGUGCUCGAUUCGGCACGGGACCGAGGGCUCACACACCACACCCGAGCGUUCUACGUCAACCGAUACGCCAUUCCCAAGAUUCUGCACAUCCUCUCCGCCGACAUCCCACCGCUCGAGGUCGUCAAGGAGCUUGAUCGCAUUCUCGCCGACUUUGUCCGCGGCGGCAAGAGGAGGUCGUGCUAUGGCAAGGACGUCGUCUUCACACCGAGGUUCAAGGGGGGUCUUGGGGUCAUGCGGAUGCAGGACGUCGUCGACUCGGUUGCGGCACGCGUCUGGGACGUGCUUCUUGGCGGUUCGGAUGCGAUCUGGCAGGGACUUGCGCGCGCGGCGAUUGUACGAGCCCAUCCCGCCCCCGACUUUGACUUGGCAACCGAUGCGUGGCCUUGCGACUACACUCCGAUCCGAACCGAUCUACACCCAAGAUGGCAGGCCGUGCUGAAGGUACCAUCGACGCACAAUGCGCAAGUCAAGCCGAGGACGUUGACGCUCGCGAACCUUCUCGCUCUUCCGAUCAAGUUGCACACCCUUCACUACCUACCGGGAGCACCAGCUGUGUCGCGACCACCCUACGACGCCGACUAUGCUGCGUUUGCCAUUUACGCCAAGGUAGCGGACCUGUUUCGACGCGAGCUGUACCCGGGCGGGGGCUUUCAUCUCUGGACGCCGCCGACGGAUGUGGUCGUCAGCAACAGCGAAUACGAUCAACGGGGCCGCCCACAACGAGAGCACAUCGUGGCAUGGUACCGACAUGCGAUCAAUCGAUUGAGGUUCACACCAAUAGCUCAACCGGUGGCGGCAGUACGAAUCAACGGGCCUCCCCGAGUCCGCCCCACCACGCCGCUCGAGUCGAUCCUGCCCCAUCCGAUCGACCCGCCGCAGCGCCUUCCGAGACCGGCUCUCCCAGACCAAUCAACACAAUACAACUUGCUCAGCAUGGAUCGGCCAUACACCAUCCGUCGCGUCCGCCGAGUCUUGAAUGCAAAGGCCUUCACCGACACGAUCGGUUUCAGGGACUCGCUGCAGCCCGACGAUCUCAAGGGAUUCUGGAAGGGGGUCAACUCGAAGGCAUUGACGGCGAGGGAACGCGAGGUGUGGUUCAAGCUCGUCAGGAACUUCACCCCGACUCGGAGUCUGCAGUUUCAUCAAAAGCACGACGACUCGCCCGCGUGCCUCGUCUGUGGAGCGCCCAAGGACGAUCGGGAGCACUACUUCUUCGACUGCGUUGACUCUAGGAACGUUUGGAUCGCGGCAAGGGGCGUGCUCUGCGACGCACUGGGGCUCGACACGAUCGACAACACGCAUUACACGGCCGUUCAACGCAUGUUCGGACUUCCGAAGCUCAAGGCCAGUCUGCGCGAUCAAGAAGGAGCGGGGAGGACGAUCGAAAUAUUCACCGGGCUGGUCUUGGAGAUGAUCAGCAGCGGGAGGUGGGGGAUGCAGAAGUGGGGGACGAGGAUGGAGGGUGUUGGGAGGAGGAGGAUAAUCUUGGAGGAGAGGUUGAAGCUGAGGGCGGGAGGAGCUUGGGGGAGGAGAAGGCAGUAG